This is a messenger RNA of Equus caballus (horse), 3869 nucleotides long. It is a transcript of the gene ARMC2, whose product is annotated as armadillo repeat containing 2. The record is from RefSeq and is a predicted model, not a curated record. Gene Ontology annotation, molecular function: protein binding. NCBI's taxonomy places the organism in Eukaryota, Metazoa, Chordata, Mammalia, Perissodactyla, Equidae. Gene Ontology annotation, biological process: cilium organization; sperm axoneme assembly.
CUGCCUCGGGAAGGCUGGAGGAUGAGCUGAGGCUCCGCGCUCCCUGUCUCCAGCGCUAAUCACAGGUGCUUUGGGUCUGGCCGGAAGCCCCCUUCCCUGCGCCCACUCCCAACCCAUUCCCUGUCCUGCUCCGCCCACCUAGCUGCGACCUGGCUCUGCAGGCUGGCGUCCCGGGCUGCCCGGGGUGUGGUGUCUACCUGAAGAACAUUUUACUUUAAAAGGGAAGAUGCUGUCUCCAAAUGAUAAAAAGUUAGAAAAGCUGGGGCCGUUCUAUCGACCUUCAGUGUCCAAGCAGAAGACCAGUGCAGAAAUCAUAAGUGAAGCUCGAAAUGCCUUGAGAACAGUUAGGGCCCAAAGGCCAUUCACACCACGGGAAGACCAAAGAAAACUAUUUGGACCUGCGUCUUCGAGGACACCAGAAGGUAGGCCUCCUUCCUGCUUCAGCCUCCACGCGGCCAGUUUUGAGUCAUCUGAUUCCAGACCCUUCUCUGGCGCACGUCUCAGUCCACUAGAGCUUAAACCAAAAGCUCCGACAUCUCCUGCCACAGAGGAGGAUCCCUGCCCUUCCUUUCCUACACCUCCGGUGGACCCUGCGAAGAUUCGCAGAAUAAGCCGAGCCCGGGCGCGUUUGUUCAGGGCCGCCUCCCAGGGGACUCUCCUGCCAGACAGAGCCCAUCCUCCCGCUGAGCCAAAGAAGACAGUGGAAUCCAAAGAAACAGUUCUAAUGGGGAAUUCUGUGGUGAAAAGAAAUGCGAUUUAUUUAACAGAAUCAAAUGCCACUGGCCACUUGAAGAGCCACCCACUUCAGCUAACUUAUGAUGGAGGCUUUGGUGAAAUCAAGGAGCAAGAAAUGUUCAUAGGGGCAACACCCUUGCCAUCUCCUCUCAGAAGUGGAGGGGACCAGGGGAAGAGGCGUGGGAGGGCCUCCUCGUGCCCCGACAGCUCAGACCUGAGCGGGCUGGAAACCAAAGCAGUCUCAAAAGCCGACUUGCAAGAAAAAGAUACAGAAAUAGAAAGGGACGAAGUCUUUUGGAAUACGAGGAUCGUACCAAUUUUGCAUGAAUUAGAAAACGAAGAAAACAUUGAAACGGUUUGUGCUGCUUGCACAGAACUCCAUCACGCUUUAGAGGAAGGAAACAUGCUGGGAAAUAAAUUUAAAAGAAGAAGUAUUCUCCUGAAGACCCUAUAUAAACUAGUUGAUGUUGGUUCAGACUUGCUCAGCCUUAAACUUGCAAAAAUUAUUCUAGCACUUAAAGUGAGUAGAAAGAAUCUUCUUAAUGUCUGCAAACUUAUAUUUAAAAUUAGCAGGAGUGAGAAGAAUGAUUCUCUGAUUCAAAAUGACAACAUUCUGGAAUCAUUACUGGAGGUGCUGGGAAAGGAAGACCUACAAACUAACACCGAAGCUUUUUUAUACUGUAUGGGGACUCUCAAAUUCAUUUCUGGAAAUCCAGGAUUUCUUAAUGAAAUGAUCAGCAAAGGCACUGUGGAAAUAUUGAUAAAUUUGAUAAAGCAAAUAAAUGAGAACACCAAGAAAUGUGGUACAUGCUUGCCUAAUUCAGGCCACUUGUUAGUCCAAAUGACUGCUACACUGAGAAACUUGGUUGAUUCGCCACUAGCAAGAAGUAAGUUACUGAGCAUCAGUGCCCUUCCCCAGCUCUGCACGGCGAUGGGACAGCACACGGGUGACAAGGAUGUCUGCACCAAUAUUGCCAGAAUAUUCAGCAAACUUACUUCUUACCAUGACUGCUGUGUAGCCUUGGCCAACUAUUCCAGAUGUUAUGCCUUGUUUUUGACUCUGAUAAACAAAUACCAGAAGAAGCAGGAUUUAGUCGUUCGUAUUGUUUUUAUUCUUGGCAACCUGACAGCGAAAAAUAACCAGGCUCGUGAACAGUUUUCCAAAGAGAAAGGGGGCGUCCCCACCCUGUUGUCAUUGUUCCAUACGUUCUACCAACUGGACCUGCAGUCCAAGAAGUGGGUGGGUGACGGAGAGGAGCAGCUCAAGGUGCAGAGGCCACCGACCCAGGCGGAGGACGUGCUCAUCAAGCUGACUCGUGUACUCGCCAAUUUAGCCAUCCACCCCGGCAUCGGCCCGGCCAUGGCCGCCAACCCACACGUAGUGGGCCUGCUCCUCGCCAUGCUGGAAUACAAGUCAGUUGAUGAUUGUGAAGAGCUGGUGAUCAAUACUACAGCAACAAUCAACAACUUGUCUUACUACCGAGUGAAGAACUCCGUAAUCCAAGACAAAAAGCUGUAUAUUGCUGAAUUGCUUGUCAAGCUUCUGGUGAGUAAAAACAUGGAUGGAAUCCUGGAGGCUGUGCGCGUUUUUGGAAAUCUCUCCCAGGAUCACGACAUCUGCGAUUUCAUUGUGCAGAAAAAUGUCCACAAGUUCCUGAUUGCCCUGCUGGGUGCUAAGCAUCAGGAGAUCUGCUUUUCUGCUUGUGGCGUCCUCCUAAAUCUCACCGUGGAUCAAGACAAGCGCAUCAUCCUAAAAGAGGGAGGUGGCAUUAAAAAGUUGGUGGAAUGUUUAAGAGAUGUGGGGCCUACCGAUUGGCAGCUGGCCUGCUUGGUUUGCAAAACUUUAUGGAACUUCAGUGAAAAUAUCACUAACGCUUCGUCAUGUUUUGGAGAUGAAGAGACCAACACCCUCUUAGUCCUGCUGCCAUCAUUUUUAGAUGAAGAGCUAGCACUGGGUGGCAGUUUUGACCAAGACCUAAAGAAUUAUCACAGACUCCACUGGGAAACAGAAUUCCAACCUGUGGCGCAGCAGCUUCUAAACCGAAUUCAGAGUCAUCACAGCUUCCUGGAAGCCCUGCCUAUUCCUUCUUCCUAACAUGGUGAAAUUAACAACAAACAGGAAGUCAGGUCUCCUUCAUUCUUAAGAAGUGGUAACAAACGUGAACAUUUUUUUUCAGUAUUAAGCAAUAUUGAAAGUUUUCAGGUACUGAUUUUAGUGAGUAGUCUAAGUAUUUUAAAAGAAAUAAGCAUUUCUUCUUGUUAGGUAUUAUGGAAAAAUGAAUAUACAUGUUGUACUUUCUGCUCGGAGCAAUGUAAGAUGAAAAUAUAUGCAUGGUUUUUCUAAGUAAAUGACUUUUUCUUCUAUUCUUUAUUAAAUAACUUAGUUCUAGUCUUAAAAUCCUGAUUUGACAAUUCUGGACUUGAAGCGCUUGUCAGUUCAGUAGUUAAAUGAACUGUGCACCGAAGACUAUUAGGCUUUGUGUAUAGAAAGAAUGGUGGUCAACACUAUUAGGAAUAUAUUUCCACAUAAGUAUCUGUGCUAAUUCUUAUGUCAUCUAGUAAUUUUCUGGGUUAGGUAUUUUUCUGGUUCUCAUAUUAAGAGGAGUAAGCAGAAAAACUUAAAGAAGACUGCUUUGAGCCAUCUACUCUAUUAAAUAAGCAAAAUAGAUGAAAAAGGGAGUAUUUUACCUCCUUCUUUUCAUUUGAAAUAAAAUGACUAGACUAUCCUUAUAAUUGUAACUCUCCGUGACUAGGGAGGUGAUAUCCUAGAAAGAGUGUAGGCUUAGGUGUAUGGCAGAUCUCAGUUGAAUGCUAGCUCUCCGCUGCUUGGGCCUUGGGCAAGUAACUUAAUUUCUUUAGCUUCAACUCUAAAAUGGGGAUAAUUCCUAUUUUAUUAUGGUGUAGUUUAGAAAAAAACCAUUAAAUGGCCAAACUGUCCAGUACAGUGUCUGAUGUGUAGUAGGUGUUCAAUAAAUUAUAACAUUAUGAUGGUAAUUAGUUUAUUAGUUUGCCAUUCUUUGUAGGAUAAGUUUGGCCUUUGAAUAAAUGAUAAGAACCAAAGAAAUUGAAAUUACUGUUGUUAUCCUAUACUAGCCAAAUGAAGAUUUGGAAAUAAAAGUAGAUUUACUACUCUG